Molecule: messenger RNA, 1623 nt
Organism: Colletotrichum higginsianum IMI 349063
Lineage: Eukaryota; Fungi; Ascomycota; Sordariomycetes; Glomerellales; Glomerellaceae
Product: Oligopeptide transporter
Exons: 1
Coding region: 1-1623 (540 amino acids)
Biological process (GO): transmembrane transport; oligopeptide transport
Cellular component (GO): fungal-type vacuole; plasma membrane
Molecular function (GO): dipeptide transmembrane transporter activity; tripeptide transmembrane transporter activity
Source: RefSeq, a predicted model, not a curated record
AUGACAGACCAGGUAGGCCGGGCGGACGGCCCAGACCUUACCGGUCCUCUCGAAAAGUCCGGCCCAGGUGAUCUGGAGAAGGCCGACGACAACGCCGGCCAGCCUGACGAGAGCCCGGCGACCAAGGACCUCCCCAGGGUGGCGGAUAGGAUCCCCAACGCGGCCUGGCUGGUCAUGCUGCUCACCAUGGCCGAACGUUUCUCCUUCUACGGCAUGACGACGCCCUUUAUGAACUACAUGCAGAACGGCCGUGGCGACCCGCUACGCCCCGGCGCUCUGGGCUGGGGCCAGUCGAGGGCCUCGCAGGUCUCCAACGUCUUCAACAUCAUCUCGUGGCUGACGCCCAUGGCCUCCGGCAUCGUCGCCGACAAGGGGCUCGGCCGCUACCGGACGUUGUGCGUCACCUUCGUCGUCUACCUCGCCGGUACCGUCCUGCUGUUCGUGUCCAGCCUCGACUCCCUGGCCCGCUACUCCGCUGGCCUGUUCAUCGCCUCCCUGGUCCUCAUCGCCCUGGGCAUGUCGGGCGCCAACGGCCUCAUGGCCGCCUUCGUCGGCGACCAGUACACCACCGAGGACGGCGCCGUCGUCACCACCCGCAGCGGCGAGCGCGUCGUCGUCGACCGCGCCCUGACCCUCGAGUCCAUCUACAACUACUACUACUGGUGCAUCAACGUCGGCGGCCUGUCCGGCCUGGCCACGACGGCCCUCGAGCUGCACGUCGGCUUCUGGGCCGCCUACCUGCUCCCGCUCUGCGCCCUCUCCGUGUCGGCCGCCGUGCUCGUCCUCGGACGCGGCCGCCUGGUCCUCGCACCCACGCAGUCCUCGGCCCUCCCGGACGCCCGUCGCGCACUCUGGCUGGCCGUCCGCGGCGGCUUCUCCCUCGACAAGGCCAGGCCCGCGCACCAGCAGCUCCAACACUCGCGCAAGGUGCCCUGGACCGACGACUUCGUCGACGAGCUCCAGACGGCCAUGGUGGCCUGCCGCAUGAUCUUCGCCGUCUGGCCCGUCCUCCACCUCUGCCGCGGCCAGAUCAACAACAACCUCAUCUCCCAGGCCGCCCAGAUGGACACCUCGAGCAUCCCCAACGACAUGAUGUACAACGCCAACCCCGUCAUCAUCAUCAUCCUCAUGCCCCUCGUCGACCGCUUCCUCUUCCCCUGGCUGCGCCGUUCCGGGUUCCCCCUGACGGCCACGACCCGCCUCACCGCCGGCUUCGCCCUCGAGGCCCUCGCCAUGGCCAUGGCCGCCGUCGUGCAGAAGCUCGUCUACAUCUCGCCCCCCUGCUACGACGCGCCCCUGCGCUGCGCCGCGUCCAAUGCCGGCGCCAUCCCGAAUGCCGUCUCCGUCUUCGUGCAGCUGCCGGUAUACCUGCUCGAGGCCAUGUCCGAGAUCCUGUCCUCGCCGGCCGGCUGGGAGUUGGCCUUCAGCAUGGCGCCCGGCAGCAUGAAGAGCGUGAUGCAGUCCGUCUUCAUGACCACCGGAGCCGUUGGUGCCGGCCUGAGCAUUGCCAUCAGUCCCCUGUACAAAGACCCUGAGAUGCUUUAUGUCUGGGCUUCUUUGGCUAUCGUCAUGGCAAUAGCGACUGGAAUAUUUUAUGCUGUCUGGGGCAGGAAGGUUCGUUGA